Molecule: messenger RNA, 1050 nt
Organism: Cyphellophora attinorum
Lineage: Eukaryota; Fungi; Ascomycota; Eurotiomycetes; Chaetothyriales; Cyphellophoraceae
Exons: 3
Coding region: 1-1050 (349 amino acids)
Source: RefSeq, a predicted model, not a curated record
AUGUCGUACGCACGCACUGGGACUUUCUAUGGUACCGUUGCUGUUGUCCGUGACAUGGUACGCAUACUGGACGCGAUUGGUGGCGAUGGCCUGUUACGAUUCCAUGGUGCCUCCUAUGGCACGGUCCUCGGUUGGACCUUUGCUCAGAUGUUCCCAGAGCGGGUCGAACGUAUGUUGUUGAACGGCAACGUGAACAAUGUUGAAUGGUGGAACGGAUACGAAGUGGCGCGCGGCAAGGACACCGACAAGGUGUUCCAGAAUCUUUUACAAGGAUGUGUGGACUCGCAGGGGAAGUGCAAGCUUGCUGAGCUGGGCGACGUCGACACUAUCCGAAGUAAGCUUGAGGCGAAAUUGGGCUCUCUUACCGAUGGCCAAGCAGCCAGCUUCAAGGCCAUGAUCUACAAUAAUCUGUACCAUCCUUCGACCUGGUCUGAAGUCGUGACGAAGCUGUACGCUCUGAUCGAGAACGGAGUUCUAAGCAAGAGAGAGCUGGUCAAGAGAGAGCUGGUCAAGAGAGAGCUAGACCGUGGCGAUCCGGUCCAAUGCUCUGACUUUCGGUUCAGGGCAAAUACUGCAUCUGAGCUUGCCACUUUGGCUCAGACCCAGAACCCUCUCGACUGGUUCCAUUUCCAGCAAGGUUCUGCAUGGAAUUGCUACGCGUGGCAAUUCGACGCAGUGGAACGAUUCGAAAAUGCUGGUCGCCUUCCGCCUGCCAAGACAAAGAAUCCUGUACUACUGGUAAAUCCAACAUGGGAUCCCGUCACGCCGCUCGCGAACGCCCACAACAACUCCCUCUGGCUGGAACGCUCCGUUGUGCUCGAGCACCGCGGCAACGGGCAUGGCACUGAUGAUCUUCAGAAGAGCCGCUGCACCUACCAGGCCAUGCGCGACUACUUCGUGGACCUUAAGAUGCCGGACAGGGGCGCUGUCUGUGACGUCGACGUCCAGCUCUUUUCGGACGACAACUCGAUGACAGUUUUGAAGCCUCUGUAUGAGGAGGCGGGAUUUGAGGUGCAAGACGACGGAACCCUGAAGUAUUUGUCGAAAUAA